Messenger RNA from Oppiella nova, 300 nucleotides. The record is from the annotation of a GenBank genome assembly. NCBI's taxonomy places the organism in Eukaryota, Metazoa, Arthropoda, Arachnida, Sarcoptiformes, Oppiidae.
AUGGAGAAUUUGGUGGAUUUUGUGUCCAGCUCCAUAACUAUAAAAAGUAAGGAAGCCGUGAAUCGGUUGAUUAAAUCAUUUGAAAAUCGGCGAAAGGACUGCGAUGUUAGCAAACAGGAGGGACCCGACGACGUCUACUUCUCCGUUCCCGUCACCACAUCACGGACCACUACGAGCCCUGCACAACCCACUCGGUUCCAAGAAAGUAAAAAGUGGGCUCUGGUACUACUUAGGGGUCUCGAUUGUUGCAGCUCUACUACAAUAGCAUUUCAUUACAUAUCGCCGGACAUGAUGAUUUAA